AGGCGAGGCCCGGCGCUGCUGAUAUCCAUUUCAACAAAGGAUAAGGAGGAGGAAAAAAGUUCUGUAAACGAGGGAGCACAUGGUUUGGGAUUUUAAGUUGGUGUCAUGGAUGAGUCUGUGCUGUCCCUUGGUACGAUAGAUGUUUCUUACCUGUCAAAUUCUUCAGAAUACAGUGUCAAUAGAUGCAAACACUCAGGUGAAGAAUGGGGAGAUUGUGGUUUCAGACCCACUGUCUUCCGAUCAGCAACUUUAAAGUGGAAAGAAACUUUAAUGAACAGGAAGAGGCCAUUUGUGGGACGAUGUUGCUACGUGUGUACGCCCCAGAGCUGGGACAAGUUUUUCAACCCAAGUAUCCCUUCCUUAGGACUGAGGAAUGUUAUCUAUAUCAAUGAAACUCAUACAAGACAUAGAGGAUGGCUUGCAAGACGCCUUUCAUAUGUACUUUUUGUUCAAGAGCGAGAUGUUCAUAAAGGCAUGUUUGCCACCAAUGUGACUGAAAAUGUAUUGAACAGUAAGAGAGUCCAGGAGGCGAUUGAAGAAGUGGCUUCUGAAUUGAAUUCUGGAGAUGGUUCUGCUCAGCAGCAAUCAAAAUCUAUCAGCAAAGUGAAAAAGAGAGCUAAGCGGAUCCUUCAAGAGAUGGUUGCUAGUGUCUCACCAGCAAUGAUCAGGCUGACUGGAUGGGUGCUACUAAAACUUUUCAACAGCUUCUUUUGGAGUGUUCAAAUUCACAAAGGUCAACUUGAGAUGGUCAAAGCAGCCACUGAAAUGAAUUUGCCUCUUAUAUUCCUACCAGUUCAUAAAUCCCAUAUUGAUUAUCUACUGCUCACAUUCAUUCUUUUCUGUCAUAACAUCAAAGCACCAUACAUUGCUGCUGGCAAUAACCUGAACAUACCUAUCUUCAGUACGCUGAUCCAUAAACUUGGAGGCUUUUUCAUACGACGAAGGCUAGAUGAAACAUCAGAUGGACGAAAAGAUACUCUCUACAGAGCUUUACUCCAUGGACACAUAGUAGAACUGCUUCGACAGCAACAGUUUUUGGAGAUCUUUUUGGAAGGAACACGUUCUCGGAGUGGAAGAACCUCCCAUGCUAGGGCAGGCCUCUUGUCUGUGGUAGUGGAUACUCUUUCUACCAAUACCAUUCCUGACAUUUUGAUAAUCCCUGUUGGAAUCUCCUAUGAGCGGAUUAUUGAAGGUCACUACAAUGGUGAACAACUGGGUAAACCCAAGAAGAAUGAAAGUUUGUGGAGUGUGGCAAGGGGAGUCUGUCGUAUGUUGCGUAAAAACUUUGGCUGUGUUAGAGUGGACUUUGCACAGCCAUUCUCCUUAAAGGAAUACUUAGAGAGUCAAAGUCAGAAACCUAUGCCUGCCCCGCUUUCCUUGGAGCAAGCUUUGUUACCAGCUAUACUUCCUUCAAGACCUAAUGAUGAUGCUGCUGAUGAAGGUAGAGAGGCUACAGUUAAUGAAUCCAGAAAUGUAAAUGAUGAGCCAUCCAGGAGGAAGUUAAUAGCAAAUCUUGCUGAGCACAUCAUGUUUACUGCUAACAAGUCAUGUGCUGUUAUGUCAACACACAUAGUGGCCUGUUUACUACUCUAUAGACACCGGCAGGGAAUUGAUCUUUCUACGUUGGUAGAAGACUUUUUCAUUAUGAAGGAGGAAGUGCUGGCUCGGGAUUUUGACCUGGGAUUCUCAGGAAAUUCAGAAGAUGUCGUCAUGCAUGCAAUACAGCUUCUGGGAAACUGUGUAACCAUCACCAAGACCAGCCGAAAUGAUGAAUUCUUCAUUACUCCAAGCACAACUAUUCCUUCUGUUUUUGAACUUAAUUUCUACAGCAAUGGGGUGCUACACGUCUUCAUCAUGGAGGCCAUUGUGGCGUGCAGCCUUUAUACCAUCCUGAAUAAAAGGUGCUCUGGGGGUACUGGAGGUGUAUCACCCAGCAUGAUUAGCCAGGAACAGCUUGUCCGUAAGGCUGCUGGCUUAUGUUAUCUGCUUUCUAAUGAAGGCACCAUAUCACUACCUUGUCAGACAUUUUACCAAAUUUGUCAUGAAGCAGUGGGAAGGUUUAUACAGUAUGGAAUUCUUGUAGUAGCAGAGCAAGAUGAUCAAGAAGACAUUAGCCCUGGUCUCACAGAACAGCCCUGGGACAAGAAACUUCCUGAGCCUUUGUCUUGGAGAAGUGAUGAAGAAGAUGAGGAUAGUGAUUUUGGUGAAGAGCAGAGAGAUUGCUACCUAAAGGUGAGCCAGUCCAAAGAACACCAGCAAUUCCUUACUUUCUUGCAAAGCCUCCUCGGGCCUUUGUUAGAGGCCUAUAGCUCAGCUGCCAUCUUCAUUCAUAACUUCAGCGGCCCUGUCUCGGAACCAGAGUAUCUGCAGAAGUUACACAAAUACUUAAUAACUAGAACGGAAAGAAAUGUUGCUGUUUAUGCUGAGAGUGCUACGUAUUGUCUUGUGAAGAAUGCGGUGAAAAUCUUCAAGGAUAUUGGGGUUUUCAAGGAGACAAAAGAAAAGAGAAUAUCAAUUUUGGAACUAAGCAACACUUUUCUACCUCAGUGUAACCGGCAGAAACUACUAGAAUAUAUUUUAAGCUUUGUUGUAUUGUAGAAGAAUGGUAGCACCUUUGCCUAAAGAGAAAAAUACAGGGGGUGGGGGGUGGUGAGGCCAGCACAGUCUCCAGGACUGGCCCAACAGUUUGAGGUGCCAUUAUGUGGUAGGACCUUAUCUGACUGGAUCCACUGGAAGACAAGUGCCUUCUUCCCUCCAUGGAUUUGUGAUAAUCCUGAUUCUGUGGUAAUAUAAUAACCUACAGUUAACACUUGGAUGUAGCCUCAGUUUGCAAAUCAAAAUAAGUAGACUUAAAAAUGAAGUCUCAGUAAAAUAUUUUGGAUUUUAUUGAAUAGCUACAUUUUAAAUAACUACUUUUAAAGUCUAAUUACUGUGACUUUUGCAAAAAUGUAGUGAUAAGCAAAACCCCCAAGUGUAUUUAGCAAACUUAGUGCUUUCAGCAAAUCCACUAGGAUUUUAAUGCUUUUAAAAAUAAGUUAAAAUCAUCCAAUUCACUGACUUUUUUACUAUCUUUAAAAAAAAUAGAGUAAUAUAAUUUUUCAUAUAUGCACCUUUUAUUUGAAAGCUCUUUAACAAUUGAAGGGACUAAUGCAAAUUGUAGCCUGGGAUCAAUGUUGUUUUCUUUGGGGUCUGAUAUAGAAGGUGUUUUAGAGCUGCAUGAAAUGAAAUAAUAGCUUAGGUCAAGAAAUUAAAAUCAUGAUAAAUAACAUAGCAGGGAAUAAACCAAGUAGGCAGAGUUCAAAAGGACCUGGUCGAGUAUCUUUCACUUUUGCAAAAAGUGCCACUGAGUUUUUAUUGACCAUAGUAUACAACUAAUCAUUCAGCUAGUGUUCAGGACCUCCUGUUUUAUAUUCUUCAUGAGGUAUGCACCUUUCACAGCAAUGUGUCUCUUUACUUCUUUCUGAAGUAUGAAGGAAAUUGCCACCUUCUGGAUUGUCCAGAAUGGACUUAUUUCAGUAGCAUCUGAGUGCUUCUUGGGAGGCUCCCACCCAACCAUGGAUAACUUAGCUUGGCUUCUCCUCAGUUGAUGAAAUCUGAGCCUACAGUGCUAUGGCUGGAGGGCUGCUGCCGUAUGGUGGACACAUUUGACUUUGUGAAAAACCCAUGGUUCUUCAAAAUUACAGGGAAAUUACAUGCCAAAAUGUAUCAUGUUAAAUGUUAUUGAGACCACACAGUGGCAAAUAAUUAUGAAAGGUUGUCUAUUUGUAAUAGGCAUGUGCCAUUUUGUUAGUAGACAGCAUAAUUGUAUGUUAAUUGCACUAAUGGUGAUGUUCCCUUAAGGAUAAUGUGACAUUAAAAUGUUUUGUAAUGGCUUGCUA
Molecule: messenger RNA, 3878 nt
Organism: Vombatus ursinus (common wombat)
Lineage: Eukaryota; Metazoa; Chordata; Mammalia; Diprotodontia; Vombatidae
Gene: GPAM
Product: glycerol-3-phosphate acyltransferase, mitochondrial
Exons: 22
Coding region: 106-2598 (830 amino acids)
Biological process (GO): phospholipid biosynthetic process
Cellular component (GO): plasma membrane; mitochondrial membrane
Molecular function (GO): glycerol-3-phosphate O-acyltransferase activity
Source: RefSeq, a predicted model, not a curated record